Molecule: messenger RNA, 4656 nt
Organism: Astyanax mexicanus (Mexican tetra)
Lineage: Eukaryota; Metazoa; Chordata; Actinopteri; Characiformes; Acestrorhamphidae
Product: teashirt homolog 2
Exons: 2
Coding region: 700-3792 (1030 amino acids)
Biological process (GO): regulation of transcription by RNA polymerase II
Cellular component (GO): nucleus
Molecular function (GO): DNA binding; DNA-binding transcription factor activity, RNA polymerase II-specific
Source: RefSeq, a predicted model, not a curated record
UUCGCUGGCAUCGCCUUAGCCUGACUGCCUGCGCGAGCGUGUAGUGUAGUGUAGUGUAGUGUAUGUGCGUGUAGCGUAUAUACGCGCGCGCCCGCCCGCUCGCUCGCUUGCUCGUGCGUGCGCGUGUGUGUGUGUGUGUGAGAGAGAGAGAUAUAGCGUUAUAUUUAUAUAUAUAUUUAUAUAUAUAUACGGGCUGUAGGCUGUGGGGUUGGAGGAGAAAGUGAGACGGGGCGCUUGACACGUUUGGCGGCUCGUCCUUUCGGCGCGUGGCGUGGCGGGGUGGGGGAACGGGAGCGGGAGCGGAGCGGGGAGAGGAAAGGAGAGGAAACACAGACCGCCAUAGAUCUGAAAGAAGGUAAAGAGAGAGAGAGAGAGAGAGAGAGAGAGGAGGAGGAGGAGGAGGAGAGAAGCAGAGAGAGAGAGAGAAAGAGAGAGAGAGAGAGAGAGAGAGAGAGAGAGAGAGAGAGAGAGAGAGAGAGAGACUCCCCGUCCGGACUGACUGACUGACACCUGAUUUGACAACACGGCGAGCGGCUCUGAUACUGGAUUCUACGUUUAUCUGCGGAGGAAAAGAGGAGAAGUGCUGUUCCAAGAGCAAUUCUGGCUCUUUCCCUCUACGGACUAUCUUUCUGAAACCACGUACGAACAUUUCUGCUCCACCUGGCCGGCUCCGACCACCGACAACACCGCGAGUUCAGAAUGCCACGGAGGAAGCAGCAGGCGCCGAGGCGAGCGGCGGUGUAUGAACCAGACGAGGAUGCUCCUGGUGUUCCUGAACCAGUCGCAGAGGAAGAAGGAGAGAACGACGUCCAGACGGAGGAGGAGGACUCUGACAAGACCAGCCCCAAGAUUCCAGAGGACAAGGAAAUCGACAACAAAAGCAGCUACAGCUUCCAAAACUCUCCCGUCAGCGUCUUGUCCAACCAGGAGGUGGAACUGGAGUCCCGUCUCAGCGAUGGCAGCGACAGACUCUCCGACUUCAAGACGUCUUCCCCACCAGAGAAGCCAAAGGACAGUGAGAGUCAAGGGUCAAAGCCAAAAGAUGAGAUGCUCAAUAGCCUGGAGAAAAUGAGGGCUGCUUACGCCAACUUCCUCUCGGACUCCUACUGGACGAAUAUCGGACUAGACUUGAAGGUUGGCAACACUGGCAGACAGCACAGCAAGGCAAACUGCGACAGCACCAACGGAAGCACCAAGGGUGAGUUUGACUGGCAUCAGGAUGCGCUGUCCAAGACCUUGCAGCAGACGCUGUCCCCCAAACCCGUUUCAAAGCCCAACCUCUUCAGCUCGGUCCACCUGUACCGGCAGAGCAGCAAAGCGUGCGGAGCCGUCUUCACGGGGGCGAGUCGCUUCCGCUGCAAAGACUGCAGUGCUGCUUACGACACCCUGGUGGAGUUAACCGUUCACAUGAACAAGAGUGGUCACUACCAGGAUGACAACAACAACCGGCAAGGCAUCGCCUCCACUUCGACUUCGAAGAGCCGAAAGAGGAACCUGCAAGACAUGGAAGGCAAGGAGGAUGCGCAAAAAGUCCUUAAAUGCAUGUUCUGCGGCCAUUCUUUUGACUCUCUCCAAGACCUAAGCGUCCACAUGAUUAAAACUAAGCAUUACCAGAAAGUGCCUUUGAAAGAACCUAUUCCAGUAAUCACACCCAAAUUAAUUCCACCAGCAAAGAAACGUACAUUCGAAGCCACAAGGCCUUGUUCUCCUGACUCCACUACGGGAGCCGCAGGCUACAGCGAAGCUCAAAGGGCGGCGGGCCUCGCGAACGCCCCCAACAACCGCUACGGCUAUCAAAAUGGUGCUAGCUACACAUGGCAGUUCGAAACGUGCAAAUCUCAGAUUCUGAAGUGCAUGGAAUGCGGCAGCUCACACGACACUCUCCAGCAGCUCACCACUCAUAUGAUGGUCACCGGCCACUUUAUAAAAGUGACAAACUCCGCUUCCAAAAAGGGCAAACAGUUGACUCUCGAUCCUUUAGCAAUAGAGAAGAUGCAGGCACUCGCAGAACCCACAGCGAAUGAAUCAGAGGGAGAGAAAGCCUCCCCUAAAAGCACUGCAUCCGGAGAUUCUGAAAAAGUUCCACAGAAAGAAAAGAGCCCAGACCAAGCUCAAGAAGAAGACGUAAGAGAUAGAGAUGAGCAGCAGCAAGAAGAUUCCGAUCAAAAGCCAAGUGAUGCAAACUUUAAGUAUCCGUACCUACGAGAGGAGGACCUAGAGCAAGGGGUCGGCGGAGGAGGUGGAGACAUACUAAAGUCUUUAGCCAACACAGUGGCUACAGCCAUCAACAAGGCCCAAACAGGGACGCCCAGCUGGAGCGCCUACCCCAGCAUUCAUGCAGCUUACCAGCUAUCAGGCGUGAUCAAGAGCGCCCCUCUCUCGGCAUCCAGCCCCAUUCAGCUUAAGCAGAGUCUCAACCACAAGCUGAGGCCCAUCGCCCCCAAGGGGAAGUUUUAUCAGGGACUUCGAGGACUCGAGAGUUUCCAGGGACAUCACAAUCCGGACAUCAAAAAGGAGAGGGGUGGUGCAUCUGAUGGCAAAGAGAGCCAGAGCAGUAAGUUUGAUCUGGCGGAGAAUGAUGACAGUGAUUGUCAAGACGAUUCCUCUUCCUCUUCAAAGCUGGAUGCAGACUGUGUAAGUGAAGGGAAUGACACGAUCAAAGGGAAGUUGAGCCCAGCUUUCUCUGACAGAGCCAACCCGUCACCAAGCCCUCCUGCCAGCAACGGGCACAGCAGUUCCUCAGAGCUUGUCAGUGACUCCCAGGAAGCCCUAAGCAUAAAUCCUCUAAGUGCACUACAGUCUGUCCUCAACAAUCAUUUGGGGAAAGCAAAUAAGCCAAGGCAAGAUGGGGUUCUGUCUCAUCGCACCCAAUCCAUAUUCUCCGAGCUGAGCAGAGGUCUGGAGAAGCCGGCCUCCGUCCUCACGUCCUCUGCCGUCAUCAGGGCCAACAACUUCAUGUUCACCAGUAACGACCAGCCGAUCGACUUAACGAAAAACAAACACGGCAAAAUGAGUUCCUCACUCUUGUUGCAAUCUUCCACCCCCAUGCCUCAGAAGCACGCUCUUUCUGACAUCGCGGACAUGGUGAAGAUUCUUCCCAAAGCCACGACGCCAAAGCCCCCGGUGCCGUCGAGAAUGCCGGCGAUGAAGCUGGAGUCGGACGUGAGGCGAUUCGAAGACGUGUCGAGCGAGGUCUACUCGGUCCACAAGCGCAAAGGCAGGCAGUCUAACUGGAACCCUCAGCACCUGCUGAUCCUUCAAGCCCAGUUUGCUUCCAGUCUCUUCCAGACCUCCGAGGGCAAGUACCUUCUCUCUGACCUUGGCCCCCAGGAACGGAUGCACAUCUCCAAGUUUACUGGACUCUCCAUGACCACCAUCAGCCACUGGCUGGCCAACGUAAAGUACCAGCUUAGGAAAACAGGUGGGACCAAAUUUUUGAAGAACAUGGACACGGGCCACCCGGUCUUCUACUGCAACGACUGCGCCUCCCAGUUCCGCUCGCCGUCCGCCUUCAUCUCCCAUCUCGAGUCUCAUCUCGGUUUCCAGAUCAAAGAUAUGAGCAAACUGCCAAUAGAGCAUCAGACAAAGGUAGCAGAGCCUGAACUGACAAAGGCUUUCAGUGUCAGAGCAACUGAAGCGCUCAUGACAGAGGAAGACAUUGACUCAAAGUUCAAAUGCAAGCUCUGCAGUCGGACAUUUGCCAGCAACCACGCGGUCAAACUCCACUUGAGUAAAACUCACAGCAAAUCCCCAGAGAAUCAUUCACAGUUUGUCGAAAUGGACAAAGAGUAGCCUGGUCGAUUUUUACUACCUGUAGUUUUGUUGUUGUUAAAUAACUGUAAUUGCUCUGCUUUUAUAAAACACGGGUCAAAAUUAUUAUUAUUAUUAUUUUUUUCAUGUUUCAAUUUCAAGUAGCAUUAUGUAGUAUGCUUAUAAAUAAAAAAAAAAACAAAUCAGCAUUUCAUCAUAUUUUAAAGGACAAAAUGGACACACUGGCUGGAUUAGAAGGAAGUGUAAGUAAAUACAUUCUUAUAAAAAAAAAAAAUAGACGAAUACAUUGACAUUGAAGUCUUUGCACCCCUGCUCAAAUGCAUCACCAGUAAUGAAAUGUAUUACUGCUUGAAACAUAAUUGCUGAUGUUUGCAUGCAAUAGCUCUCUGGCUAUGACUACUAUUUAUUUGUAUGAUAUGGCAAGAUUUAAUUGUAUUACUUUCAACGACAAACAAAUCGACUGACAAAACGACUGAUGCAUCAACUGUAAUUUUUCGCGGCGCCGCUGACGCCCACCCGGACGGACCCGCGGCAGAUUCCGACAGGUAGCCGAGUUACACAUAUAUAUACACACACGCGUUCUAAAAAAAAAAACAUCUGCCGAAAUGUACAGUACAUUGCUCUGUAUAAAAUGUUUGUGUUGCAAUGAUAGAACAGAAAAAGCACUUUAAUAAAUGUUUAAUCACCAGUUUAGGCUCAGAUUCAGUGUGUGAGCUAACGAAUUUAGACAGGUUUGACAUGACAAUGUCUCACAUCCAUGUAUAUAUAUAUAGCAUCGCCGAAAAAAAAAAAAGAAGAAGAAGAAGUGUCUCAUCAGAAGGAGCAUAGUGAGACCAGGAAAAUACUGCACCUUUUAUACCAGUACAAAUAAAGCAUUAACAUUUU